AUGCCACAGUGGCAAUGGAAGGAGAGUUUUGAUGAAGAAACCGAGGUCCAAUUCGGUGACGUCUACUGGGAAAAUAUCUAUCAUCGAGUCAGCAGUUUCAUGCACUACAAGCACGAUCGCGCCUCCCCCUAUUUGAUGGGCACGCAACAACGCGAACGGGUCAAUAGGAGCGCGGAUUCCACGUUGGGGAUGAAUGGCCGCGACGCGUGA
This is a messenger RNA of Coprinopsis cinerea okayama7#130, 210 nucleotides long. RefSeq lists its product as hypothetical. Lineage: Eukaryota; Fungi; Basidiomycota; Agaricomycetes; Agaricales; Psathyrellaceae. The coding region runs from base 1 to 210 and encodes 69 amino acids. The record is from RefSeq and is a predicted model, not a curated record. The transcript has a single exon.